Molecule: messenger RNA, 2792 nt
Organism: Anopheles darlingi
Lineage: Eukaryota; Metazoa; Arthropoda; Insecta; Diptera; Culicidae
Product: zinc finger protein 148
Exons: 2
Coding region: 247-2283 (678 amino acids)
Biological process (GO): central nervous system development; regulation of transcription by RNA polymerase II
Cellular component (GO): nucleus
Molecular function (GO): DNA-binding transcription factor activity, RNA polymerase II-specific; RNA polymerase II cis-regulatory region sequence-specific DNA binding
Source: RefSeq, a predicted model, not a curated record
UGCGGCGUGCGUGCAUACGUGAUUCUGGUUCUGGUGCGGCUGACGCUCCUUCCCGGGUGGUGUGGUAAAUCCCGGGAUGUGGUAAAGUGUGUGCCUGUUGGUGGAUUUUCUUGUAGGGUGCGAAUUUGGCUAGAGCAUAAAGUGAAGGAGGUGUUGUCUGCCGGUGUUAACGCGAAAAAAGAAGAGGUGCUUCCGCCGGUGCAGUGAAGUGUACCGUCCGAUGGUCUCCCGUCCUCUCCGUGAUCGAUGGCAACCACCACCGAACCGAUUAUGGCGGCCCUUAAUACCCCAAAACGCCUGAAAACGAUGGUUCCACAGUGUCACAAUUAUUUGAGUACGCCUCCGCCGUCGUCGUCGAUGGGCAUCGGAUCGCCUCCGCUCGAGUCGCUGUCGUUUGGCAAUUUCGACGCGCUGGCACCGACGACAACGGCGACGGCGAUCGUUGCCGUGGCAUCCGCAACCGCAACGACAACACCGCAGCAGCAGCAGCAGCAGCAGCAGCAACAGCAGCAACAACAACUGUGGAACAACUCAUCUAGUUGGCUGAACGAAGCAACCAGCCCAUCGUCUAGUUGUGGUUCGCCGGAUGGGUUGCUGAACCGCAGCUUCAACGGUGGCCACAACGGUACCGGUACGCCAAAAACCUGGAGUUCGUCGGGCGGCGGUUCGGCCGAAAAGUCGGAAAACAAGCGGGGCCGGCCACGGUCCGAGGCACUAACGACGCUCAUGGUCGAAGGUUCGAUUUCACCGUCCGCAAUUAAAUGCCGGUACUGCAAUCGGGUGUUCCCGAGGGAGAAAUCAUUGCAGGCGCACCUCCGUACGCACACCGGAGAGCGACCGUAUCAUUGCGACUAUCCCGGGUGUACGCGUGCAUUCACACAGAGUGGUCAGCUAAAAACGCAUCAGCGGCUACAUACCGGUGAGCGGCCUUUUAUCUGUGCGGCAGCGCGCUGUCAGAUGCGGUUUACGCACGCUAACCGCCACUGUCCGGAUCAUCCGUACGAGACACUGAAGCGGUGCGACGAUUUCGUCAUCCAAACCGUGCCGGAGCAGAACGGUGAGGUGCUGAAGUGGCUGGAAAAGUAUCGAGCCGAGCGAGAGGAUCGGACACCGACCCGGAAAACACCGAAGCGCAACAGUAAUCGUGGUGGUGGUGAUCUGAUGACCGGUAGUGGCGGCAGCAAUCGUACGAACAAUGAGAAUGAAAACCAGCGACCAUCGGCGAUGCAACGGCCGCCAGAUAACGAUGAGAACAGACACCACGGUGGUUACGGUGGUGGCUAUGGCACGGACAGUGCCAGUAGCGGUGGAAUGGGUGUCGAUCGGAAUGGCUCACUGCUACAGUCACCGAUCACACCGAACAAUACGUACAAAUCGAGCCGCAAGGGACUGAUGUGUGAACUCGACAUGAACGCUGGCCGUGGCCUGGUGGCCAGUCCGGUGACGACCAAAACGAAGACGAGCACGCGCCCAAAGCUUAUCCAGUGGCAGGAACCACCGCUGAUGCCCACGUCGGCCCACGGGGAGGACGAUGACGAACCGGAAGGAUCGGGCGAUGAGGAAUCCUGUGCGCCCGCGCAGUCCACCUUCAAUCCGAAGAAGAAGUGGCUCCGGGAGGCUUGGCAGGAUGAUUUGGCGAAACCGCUCGAACCAAACGUGAUCUCGCAGAAGGUGUUCGCUUCGACGACCUCGACGAUGGCCCUGAAGCAGCAGUUACAUCAGGAAAGCAGCAGUAAACAUUCGCCGGUAAAGAGAGCGUUCGGUCAGCAGCAGUCGAUCACAGGCCACAAGCAGCACCAGCAGCCAUUACCUCGCAGUAGCGCCACCAGUAGUCUCCCGGUUCCGGUACUAAUGGGAACCACACAGACGGCGGCACCAACCACCACACCCCUCCUGCCUGUACCCAUCAUCGAUCCUAAUCAAAUGCGCCCAACGGUACUGAUGGUGGCGAGUAAAGACUGUGCCCGGCCGCUUUGUGAUCAACCGGCUGCCCUGCUAACCAACGGAGCACCGAAACCGGAGGAGAACAAUCGCAAACUACAGGGUGCCCUUGCUCUGAUGCAACUUGCCACGGAGGACGCACAGGUUGGUGGUGCCGUUACAGUCGACGAACGUUGCAACACAUUGGCUGAGGAGGAUGCGCUGCUUAAUGGAACGCAAACGCCACUUUAUGCUUACGAUGGUUCCAGUAACGUUGCCACAUUAACAGACAAGGUACCAUCGUACCAGUCGCCGGGGUACAGCGUUAACGGCACACAUGGAGGACACGAAGUUUAUGAAUAACGUUCCGAAUGAGCCGAUUUUUUGUACGUUAUUUCCAAAGAAACCAACCAACAAUCGUAGAGGCAAAAGGACUCCAAAGAACGUCUGCUUCUCGGGUUUAGUAAGAGUUGUACGUUAGACUAGGCGUACCGGUGUGUAUAGAGUGGAAGGGCGAUGUCAUAGGUUAGCUAUUAUUCCCUGUGAUUAACUUAAAGAACCCUAUCCCCAUCCCUUCCUUCCGUAAGAUGUUUAACUAAUUUACACUGAUUAUGAUUAGGAGAUUUGCUACACGAGCGGACUAAAUUCUCCCCUUUAAUAUUCUGGUAGGCAGCAUACCAACUACACUCACCAAUUUUGCUACUUUUGCUUUGUUUUGAAUGACCAACAUCACGAACUUCUUCCCCCUAUUUUCUGGCCGCUCUGUUUGGCUUCUUCUGCUUUGGUCUAAUAACGAAAACGGAUCCGAUUAUGUUUUUUUUUAAAUCAUCAAAAGUAUACAUUAUAUAUUAUCACUGCAGCGCUGGUCGAUC